CUGCUGCGCUAAAUGGCUCAUCACUCCCACUUUUUUUUUCAUAAUAAAGAUUUCGGCUGAUCUUCCAUUCUUAGGUCAAUUAUUUUUAUUUUCCAAUAAAUUAUACUGCUUCGCACUUUCAAUUCCGAUAAUUAAUUGUAUACAUGAUCCAAUAAUUGCGAUGAAGAAUUCGACAAUUUUGUGAUAAGAAAAUUGAUUGAUUGAGAGAGUGAGUUAGAUGGCUGAGUGUGAGGUUUGCAGGGCGGUGAGGGCGAUGGUGUACUGCAAGUCGGACGGCGCCGCCCUGUGCCUCAAGUGCGACAGCUACGUCCACUCCGCCAACGCCGUCUCGCUCCGCCACCUCCGCUCUCUAAUCUGCGACCGCUGUUCCUCAGAGCCCGCGGUUGUUCGCUGCCUCGACGAGAAGCUCUCCCUCUGCGAGGCAUGCGACAGCGGCGGGUGUUCUCAUUCCCGCCGCGCCAAGCACAACUUUUACAAUGGCUGUCCUUCCGUCACCGAGCUUUACAAAAUGUGGCCGCUCACUCUCCAGGAAUUUGGUGAUAACGAGAAUGAGAUUAAUCUGCCGUUUGGCACAUGGCCUAUUCCGUCUCCACCCCCGCCCCCACCGCCUAAAUUUCUGCCGUCCACGUAUGGCAGGGAGUGUGAUAUCAUGUUUUUCGACAAGAAUUGUAUGCAAGAGAAUGAGGAUAUGUGUAGUGUUGACAUUGAUGGGAUGCCUUUGAGCUUUGGUAGUGGCUAUGAUAUGUUUCAAAAUGCUCAAUCAAGAUUUCCAUGUGAUGAUGGAGGAUUAACUGCAUUGCUAUUAGAGAACAACAAUUCUAUGGCAGAAUCCAACAUCACUCAUGAGGCGUCAAUGCCAGCACAGCACGACUGCAUUGGGCUGCAGACGCAGCCGCCUCCGGUGGGUGGGGCAACGAGCUUGUUGCAGGGCAUGAGCUCGGGCGUGCUCAUGAGUCCUCCUGAGAUUGGCCUUGGGUUUGGUGCGAACGGGCAAGCAUCUUCGAGCUUGCCUCUGAUUAAGGGGGAGAGUAGCGUGUCUGAGUAUCAAGAUUGUGGGUUGUCACCGUUGUUUCUGACGGGAGACUCGCGGUGGGACUCAAAUUUUGAAGCUAUGAGCAGCCCGCACGCAAGGGAUAAGGCAAAGAUGAGGUACAACGCGAAGAAGAAGACACGCACGUUCGGCAAACAAAUAAGGUACGCGUCGCGGAAGGCUAGAGCAGAUACAAGAAAACGCGUAAAAGGCAGAUUUGUGAAGUCGGGGGAGACUUAUGACUAUGAUCCCGAAGGAGCACUGCAUUAUCAAGCCUAGCUAAGGGUAUUCUGAGUUUUUUCUGUAGAAAAUAACACUGACUUGUAAAAUAUGGCAACGAUCAGAACGCAGAUCAGGCUAUUGGGCCGCACUGCCUGGACCUCGCGGGAAUUCCUCAUGACACCAGUUUUGGAAGAUGGAGUUGGUGUUGAGGCUAUGGUGCGCAUGAGAGAUAGACAGAAACGAAGAAGAGCAAAGGUAUCUUCUGUAGCGAGAAUGUCAGUAUAAUAUAGUGAGACCACAAUCUGAUAUUUCAAUAAUGAGACUACACACAAGAAGGGAAGGGAAAUAUAAUUUUUUUGAACAUUUUUUCUGUAUGGAAACCUGAAGAAAAUUUUGUCCCUUUUUCUUUUGGGAAAAUGUAAGCAGCAUCUAUUUGACAUUCCAUGUAAGAAAAGAUGAAACCGGAUUGAGAUUUUUAUUGA
This is a messenger RNA of Salvia hispanica, 1734 nucleotides long. RefSeq names its product putative zinc finger protein CONSTANS-LIKE 11. Gene Ontology annotation, molecular function: zinc ion binding; protein binding. The record is from RefSeq and is a predicted model, not a curated record. NCBI's taxonomy places the organism in Eukaryota, Viridiplantae, Streptophyta, Magnoliopsida, Lamiales, Lamiaceae.